AUGAAAGCAUCACUUGUUUCGCCCACGAAUUCCCAAUUACCUUCACAUUAAAGACAGUCUUCUUCCACCUUUAGAGAGGGCUCGCUAAUGAAGUAAGCUGGCAUGUUUACUUUUCAACUAGACAAGGGGGCAUCAAACUACUUUAACAACAAGUCAAUGAUUCAGAAUACCAUUAAUAACGUUAAGGAAACUAGAAUGGAACAAAACAAGUUCAAUACCAUUCAUUAGUCAAAUGAUAUAACUGACUUUAGAUCUUCAAAUGGAAACAAUUACGCAAACACUAUCAGAAAUGAGGAUCACAGCAUUAGGGAAUCAAAGGCAUAUCUCAGGCAAAAAUCAUUGGAUAACUAAUAGAACAGCACACUCGCUUCCCAAAAUCAAAGAUCUUAUUAAAUUCAGUAUGUGAUGCCUUAAAGCGUUGUUCAAUCCUAAAAGCCUUUUAUAAAGCCUAAUCUUUUCAUCUAAGAAAAGGACCUUCUCAAAGAAUUUUCAUUCCACGAACCACACUAGCCUGUGAUAACUCCAGCUCAUGCUACGAAAACAGCUUACUCAGUAUUUUCAAGAGAUCCUAACCGCACUCUGUCAAAUUUCUCCUCGAAUAUUGUCCAAGUGAAUCAGGAUUAAGCAGUGAGUAUUAGCAUUAAUACCUCUUACAGAGAUUAAAGUGCAAUCAAACGAAAAUACGAACUAAACAAGGAAAUUAACAGCAAGAGCUAUCUUGAAAAACACUCAGCGAACGGAUUUGGGAAAUCUGUAGUCUCUCAUACUAAUGCUACAUUAGUCUUAGCAGCUGGCGGUUCUCAUAGAAAUGAGUAUUCUGAGCUAACAUCUCCAAUAAGGACAAUUAAUUCAAGUCUGGGAAUGGGAAAUAAUUAAGGCACUACUAGCGUGUAAACAGGUUAGAAUAGCGGUAUUGGAGAGAGAUCAAAUAGCUAGGAGUUGUCACCAACAAAGGAAAGUAAAGAUCAGUACAUUAAGAAUAGAAGCUAGAGACCAACUACCUUGAAUGGCCCUAUCGACUUAUUCGAUAUCAAGACUGGCCUAGUGAGCAAUAAAACUUAUAUACAGUAGCAGAGUGAAAAAGUAGUAUAAAAUGUAAAGACAAUGAAAAACAAAUAGUCACACUUUAUAGAUGAGCCCACUACUAGAGUUUCAUUCGAGAAGGACCACAAUGACAUUAUAAACUUCUCUAAAAAGGAUAAGUUUCAGUCAGAAUCCAAGGGGCGUAAGCGAUACAUUUCCCAAUUCUAUGAAUAAGAAAAAGCACCGCAUUUCUUUUAGGACUAUAAGCAGUCUGUUGAAAAGUUCCCUAAUUUAUUCUCCAAGAAAAAAACAGAGUUUUCUAAAUUUACAAACGCCAUCCCAAGUUCAAGACCUAUACUCAGAUCUACUUCAUUUGGAUUAAAAGACUCUAAAUUUUGA
Stylonychia lemnae is the source of this 1422-nucleotide messenger RNA. The record is from the annotation of a GenBank genome assembly. Lineage: Eukaryota; Ciliophora; Spirotrichea; Sporadotrichida; Oxytrichidae.